AUGGAGCGGUGGGUGACGAGAAGGACAGCCACUCGUCGCCUCAACCCGCCCAAACCGUAUCCUCCACCGCCUCCGCAGAUGGAUGUCAGGGUGGAUGGGUGUUCCUGGACUCUCUCUGCGGAUGACUUCGACGCCAAGGGUCGCUGGAGCGAACGUGACGAAUGUGAAGAGGGCUUGCGAACAUCGGAGCUGCUGUGA
Molecule: messenger RNA, 198 nt
Organism: Uncinocarpus reesii 1704
Lineage: Eukaryota; Fungi; Ascomycota; Eurotiomycetes; Onygenales; Onygenaceae
Exons: 1
Coding region: 1-198 (65 amino acids)
Source: RefSeq, a predicted model, not a curated record